This is a messenger RNA of Penicillium cataractarum, 792 nucleotides long. Its product is annotated as PQ-loop repeat-containing protein. Gene Ontology annotation, cellular component: trans-Golgi network; endosome. The record is from RefSeq and is a predicted model, not a curated record. The transcript has 4 exons. Gene Ontology annotation, biological process: phospholipid translocation; retrograde transport, endosome to Golgi. The coding region runs from base 1 to 792 and encodes 263 amino acids. Lineage: Eukaryota; Fungi; Ascomycota; Eurotiomycetes; Eurotiales; Aspergillaceae.
AUGUACCUCAUUCAGCUGGCCAUUGAAUAUGGCGCGCCCCUUUUCCUUAUCUCCUCUCCCCUCACGUCCUACCUGGACCAGAUCCUCAGCAUUCACCGGAAUAGGAGUUCGGCUGGGUUUUCGCUCGACAUCCCGUUGAUUAUGCUUGUCGCGUCGAUCUUGAAGGUCUUCUACUGGUUUGGAGAAUACUAUUCCAAGGCCCUGUUGGCCCAGGCUGUGGUCAUGAUCUUCGUGCAGUUGGCGCUGCUCAAGGUUGCUUUGGACAAUCGCCCCGCCGUUGGCGCAAAGAAUGGCAUCGAGCACACACCCUUCAGCGGUGGCUCUCAGGGUGGAUUCAACCGGCCCUAUGAUUUCUGGCAGUGGAAGAACACCAAGCCGUACUGGCUCUUCCUCGCCUACUUUACCGCUGGCCUGACCGUCUUCCACCUUACUCCCAUCUCCGAUUCCCCGACCUAUAUCAGCUUCCUGGGCGCCGUUGGUCUUGCUGUCGAGGCUAUUCUCCCUCUCCCCCAGAUUCUGGCCAACCACCGCUCCGGUUCCUGCAAGGGAUUCCGAGUAUCCGUUCUCGCUGCUUGGAUUCUUGGUGAUACCAUGAAGAUGAGCUACUUCUUCUGCAGCCAGGAGACCAUCCCCUGGGCGUUCAAGCUUUGCGGUAUGUUCCAGUGCGUGUGCGAUCUGUACCUGGGCUUCCAGUACUGGAUGUUCACCCGCGCCUCCGGCCGGGCUGCUGGCAGCUCCGUGGAGCAUGAAGGCCGGUGGGGGCAAGAAGAGAAGGAUAUUCGCAUGAACUGA